This is a messenger RNA of Monodelphis domestica (gray short-tailed opossum), 2937 nucleotides long. RefSeq names its product transmembrane protein 167B (gene TMEM167B). Lineage: Eukaryota; Metazoa; Chordata; Mammalia; Didelphimorphia; Didelphidae. The record is from RefSeq and is a predicted model, not a curated record.
ACGCGCAGCACGUAGGCUCGGCGCUCACUUGGCCGGGCCUGACCGCGGUUCGGCGCUCGCCUCCCUCCCCCUGCGCCUGCGUCGUCCGUCUCCUGCCAGUCACCCCGGCUCAGAUCGGGAAGUGUCAAGCGGGAACCGGUCCCCCCUGCCGCGGCUGCCGCCUGCCUCCGAAGUCCCGAGGCUCCCGGCCCUGGCCCGGCCUGGGCCUAGACGUCAUGACGAACGUAUAUUCCCUGGAUGGUAUCCUGGUGUUUGGUUUGUUAUUUGUUUGCACCUGUGCCUACUUCAAGAAGGUGCCUCGUCUCAAGACCUGGCUGCUUUCAGAGAAGAAGGGAGUUUGGGGAGUGUUCUACAAAGCUGCUGUGAUUGGAACCAGACUGCAUGCUGCUGUGGCAAUUGCCUGCAUUGUGAUGGCAUUUUACGUUCUGUUUAUAAAAUGAACCCUGAGACAUCAGAACCACCAACUGCCAACCAAGGGGACUGGGGCAAGAGGCCUUUCAGGGACUUAUGCCCCUUAUAGAAGAGCUGGACUGAGAUCAGCAAAGCCCCUCAGGAUGACGCUGCAUCCUCUGCCCCUACCAAGCCCAGAAAAAGCUCCUUGGGAUCACCCACAUCAUUCAGGCUUUGGGGGGAUUCUGGAAAGCCAAUUUCUCUACCUUCCUCUGAUCUGUAUAAAUUAAUCCGCUGCAGAGUCUAUGGUGUUCAGCUAUAUAGCUCACCUCUUGGUGAUAACAUUACAUACCUCUUGCUGAAGAGUACCUGUCAUGUAUUUUAUUCCUCAGCAAUUCUUCAGGAUCUUUUAAACUUCAGGAUCUAAAACUGAGUAAGCCUGAGAAGAGUAGGAAGAGCAGUCUGGGCUCUGAUUUCUUGGGAGGGAGUAUUUUUCAAGGCUCACUUUUCCCUUUUUGAUCUAGAUUAGGCAAAUUGGAUAAAGGGGAGUUAUGAAAUGCCAAGGAAGAGCUUGGCUUUGGAAGUUCUCUUUUUUUAUGUCCAUCUGGGGAUAUGAUAGAGAGACAUUGUCCUCUGUGCACAAGGAGGGCAGAUGAAGUAAUUGGGUGUUCUGCCAGGGCAGUCUUUGGGAAUGGCUAAGGUUUGGGAGAGCCUAACUAUUUAGGAUCAUGCCAAAAAGCAGAGACAUCUUAGUUAAGAGAAAGAGCUGGUAUCCAGAAAUGGAGAGAAUUUAGGAUUUUAUCAGAUUACAUGGCAUAUGGAGAACGAAUAAGCUAUUUUUUCCCUUAAGCCUUGGUAGAUUUUUCAAACUUCCUAGACUUGAAUGCUGUCAUUAAAGAGGUUUGAAAUAUAGCCAUUGGAGGGAGGGGGAACUUGGAAGGAAAGAAUUUUCAAUUUAUUUGCAGUUGAGGGUGGGGGGAAAACCUACCAUAUUACAAACAUUUGUUAUUAGAUAUUAGAAAGAAUGACAUUUCUAGCCAAAAUAUUAAGAUCUAAACUUACUCUUUGAAAAGACUAGGUUGUUAAGACAGUUCUCAAUUGAUUACUUCUACUUUUGUCUGGCUACCUCUUGUGAUCCCACAUAUUAUACUUUUCUUGAAAACUACUGUGGGUAGGGGAAAAGGGAAGAGUUGAAUUUGGGGAGGGAGCAGUGAGCUGCCAUUUGGGUGAUCUUCAUCCACAUAUUAUUUCAUAAUGUCUAAACAGAUUAGGUUUUCUUUUUUAUACCUCUGAAAUGUGGUAAGUGAGGAUGAAUUUAAUGAGUUUAAGAUUAGGGGAGUUUUCUAGAAAGAAUGGAUGCUCAAGCCUGUUUGGAGAAUCCCACAUUUUAAAAAAAAGUAUUGACAUCUCCACCUCUCCUUUUAUCUAUAAUGGUAUCAUUGGCCUUGGUGAGGCCAGAUCCUCUGCAUCAAAAAAUAGACUCUUUAACAAGGGCUGAAUCCAUUAAAUUACCUUCCAACAAUAAGCAGAGAUGUGAGUCUAUUAAUUGUGUUGAAGUUAAAAAAAGAAAUGGUUCCUUUUUUCCUAAAAUGAAGAAGGAAAGUAUUUUGUCUGUGCAUGAUCCCGGGGCAGCAAUGAAUUCUAUAUUGUACCUUCUUCCUCUAAACCAUUGACAGCUGCUGGAAAGUAGGGUUUGUGAAAAAUGAGUCUAUUGGCUUUGGAGUCCCUGGCAGCAGUAGGAAAAUCACUGAGUAAGUCCCAACAAAUGAAACCAUCUAUUGGGAUCGGCCUAUGGGAAGAAUGUGAGUGGCUGAUUCUGUGCUCCCUCAGUAAUUGAAGGGAUCUUUAAUAAGGAAGAAAACCUCUUUUAAGUAAAUGGCUUAGAAGAGAGGAAUGAAAUCAACCUGUUUGGGGUGGGUUUAGGACUGGCUCACUAGGGACCCAGGUUCAGCAGAUUUUGCACAUAUUGAGUUCAGUGGCUUUAAUGUAUUUUCUUUUCCAAUAGGGCUAACAUCUCUGAGGUUGGUGCUUAGAUCAGUUUCUUAGUUCAAACUAGUCCCAUUUCACAGUGGUUUGUCAGAACCAUUCCUUAUGGCCUCUUAAGUUGAUCAGCAUGAACUUUUCAGGGGUUUUAUUCUGAAAUGUUAUUCUUAACAAAAUGAACCAAAAAUGCAUGAGGUGAACAUAAUUACACAACAGGAAGGAAAAGCUCAUUGUGUUUUUCACAAUUUGUUAAAUUCUUCAAGUAGAGAACCAGGAACUCCUUAACCAAAUGACAUUAUCAUCUUAGCUAAUGUGAAUUAUCACACAAAAAAAAUGAACUACACCAGAAAACCAUUACUCCUGGCAGUGAUGAAUUAGUGGCUGAGGAAAAGAAAGAUGUCAAUGUUGGUUUUUCUAAUAUUGACAUUUAUUGUAAACUAAGAUUACAAACACCUUUAUGUCAGGUGGACUGAGGAGGUAAGCUCCUUUUUUAUAGUUAAAAUACAAUUUUUUUACUUACCAUUGUCUGUAUAAAUUCUUGAAAAUAAAAUCUCUUUCCCUAUA